AUGACUGACGACACCCCACCGACGGCCCAAUCUGCCACAUACCCACCCAACCCAGCCACAAACUCCAAUUCCAACUCAAACUCCCCUCCCACCAAUCCAACACAAGCACUACAAUCACAACCUCAACCGCAAGACUCUCUCCCUCCAACAAUACCACAACCAACAAUGGCCAAUGACCCAUCAAACUUGCCUACAGCCGGCACAGCGACCGGAGCAGCAGGUACCCCGACCGCAGACCCAAUGACAUCCGCCACAAAUGCGACCCCUGUGCGGCCCGGAGGCGCGCCUGCCCGGGUGUACAUGAAUGAGAAGAUCGUGCCGUAUUUGCUUGAGGGGAUGAAGAACGUUACGAAGGAGCAACCCGCGAACCCACUGCGCGUGCUGGGAGAAUACCUUAUCCAAAAGAGUAACGAAGUUGAAGGCGCGCAAUCUGGCAAGGCGCCGGAGUAG
Molecule: messenger RNA, 450 nt
Organism: Aspergillus puulaauensis
Lineage: Eukaryota; Fungi; Ascomycota; Eurotiomycetes; Eurotiales; Aspergillaceae
Gene: SDC1
Product: DPY30/SDC1 family protein
Exons: 3
Coding region: 1-450 (149 amino acids)
Source: RefSeq, a predicted model, not a curated record